AACCCAGCACCGCGACACGGGUCUCUCCAUCCCAUUCCACAUUUUCCUUCCCCCUUCGCGCAAACACGCGCACUAUUUAUUUCCUCCCGCCGGCUAGCCGCGGCUGCUGCACCGCAUCGGCCGGAGAGGAGGAAGAAGCUAGCCAAAGCAAAGCAGGAGGGGGCCAACCCUGAUCUUGCUCGUUCUGCAAGCUGUGAAACUGUGCUCGCCACACGGGUACGUUGAUUGAUGGGGGUCAAGCCGUCUCCCGGAGUUCUGGAUGGGCUCUACGGGGUGCAGCUUGGCCGUCGGCCGUCGCCGGGCGACGGCGGCGGCGGCGAGGAGGAGGAGGAGGCUGUCAGGACGACCGUCGUGGAGUACUCGGCAAUCUCUGAUUCUGAAGCCAAGUUCGGGGACGGCACAACGCUGCAGAGAUUGCCGAUUAGGCGAUUGUGGCAGCACAGGCCCUCGUUCUUGAAGCCCGUCCAUUGUAGAAUCUCAUGCGGUGACAAGCAUGCUGGUGAAACUAUAGCUAAUGUAGUCACCUCGCUCCCCUUCAUUAUUCUCGGAAUGCAAACGCCAAGGACGAACUUAAACACGGCGCUCUAUGCGAAUUCGCUAGUCGGAGUAGGGAUAGCUUCAAGCUUGUACCAUUCCUCCAAGGGAGAAAUCAGAAAACUCCUGCGGUGGGCAGACUAUACUAUGAUAGCCACCACUACAUUGUGUUUAUCAAGAGCACUUCGGAAUGAGAACCCGCGAUUACUAAUGGCAGCAUCAGCAUUGCUCCUACCAUUUCAGCCUUUGAUGGUUUCAGUUGUUCACACUGGAAUGAUGGAGGUUUCCUUUGCAAAAAGAGCAUCAAUUGAACCAGAGCUCAGAAUGGCACAUAACCUGCACAAGAUGUCGUCUCUGUUAGGAGGCGCGCUGUUCAUCGCUGAUGAUUGCUUCCCAGAGACUCCCUAUAUCCAUGCUGCAUGGCAUCUCGCCGCUGCGCUUGGCAUCGGUACAUGUAACAAGCUUCUUGAGUGAUAUGAGGAACUGCUAGUAUCAAAAGUAGUUGACUUCAGUUACUCGGGAGGCCAGACAAAGGAAUUUAGCAAACAUCAAUUUGUCGACAUUAAGAACAAUUUACAGCAUAGGUUCAGACAGAAGAGAAGAUUCAAGCAUUUUUUAACUUGGAACAGAAUAGUGAUUUGCAUCUCCUAGGAAGGAUAUAGACAAGAAUGAGAUGCAUUAGAUCAGCUUGUGUAUGUAUUCUGCUAUUACUUUAUUUUGGUAUUCCAUUAUGACAAUGUCCUGAGUUGUCAUAAAUAGUUUUGAGCACAAGAUUAAUAAGAUGAAACAAGGGAUUCAAAAAGAAA
This is a messenger RNA of Oryza sativa Japonica Group (Japanese rice), 1340 nucleotides long. RefSeq lists its product as uncharacterized. The record is from RefSeq and is a predicted model, not a curated record. Lineage: Eukaryota; Viridiplantae; Streptophyta; Magnoliopsida; Poales; Poaceae.